This is a messenger RNA of Wyeomyia smithii (pitcher-plant mosquito), 2590 nucleotides long. It is a transcript of the gene DZIP1, whose product is annotated as cilium assembly protein DZIP1L. The record is from RefSeq and is a predicted model, not a curated record. The transcript has 3 exons. Gene Ontology annotation, cellular component: ciliary basal body; cytoplasm. NCBI's taxonomy places the organism in Eukaryota, Metazoa, Arthropoda, Insecta, Diptera, Culicidae. Gene Ontology annotation, biological process: cilium assembly. Bases 27 to 2513 code for a protein of 828 amino acids.
UUCAUGGUACUCUUGAGCUGCAGUUGAUGGCUCAUAAAUGGAACCAUAAUUUUCCGAAAAUCGCACGUGAUGCUGGAUUUAUUAUUCGUGAGAUCUCAGCGGUUCAUUGUAUAGACUGGAGGUUAAUUGCGUCUAUCGAUCCGUACUCAAUAGUGGGUGAGAGAGAUUAUGAAAAACUAGACGAAUUUAUUCCGCACAUUUCCGAGGUUCCGAUCGGAACACUGCUGCAGAACAGAAUAUUAGAUCCGGCGAUCGGAAAGUACUUUAUACUGGCGCAAUUUAGUAUACAGUACUUGGUAUUCUGCAAACAGUUUUUAGACGAAACUAUCGUGGAGCUUCGCAAUACCACGCAGGAUAUGCAAAAAGAAAACGCCAGGCUGGAGAAAAAUUGUCGGAAAAAGAACGAGGAAAUUGUUGCGUUACACCGUAAACUACAGAAAGCAGUAAACCAUCAAGUUGUUUAUCCGUGUUCGAAGUGUACCAAAAACUUUAUUAGUUUUGAACUCCUGAACGCGCAUAUGGCUCGAAAGCAUGUUGAACUAUCUUUGCCUCAUAAUGAGGCGAACUCGGCAAACCUACGGAAGCUCUCGGAAACGGAUUCAAACUUGAUUAACACCAUUAAACUAGAACUAGAAGUGAAGCAACUCAAGGAAAGAUUGAACAUUGCCGAGAGAGGCCUGUUAGAUCAGAGAAAUUGUGAACAUCAAUGUCACGGUUGUUCUGCAUUACCAAGAAAAAAAGACGAAGCUCAACAUCAGAAAGCAGAAGCUGUCCCAGAGUACCAUACAGUUGCCAUCCAGACUAAUUUGGACGAUAGAAAAGACGUUAACGAGAAGGAGGUUCAGACAGGCAGACCCAAGUCGCCACGCAGUCCACCAUCAUCAUCUCGAAAUUCCCCAUUACCAGAGAGAUCGCGUCCGCUGGACGUUAUUUCGAAAGCUGAUUUAGAAACAAUCCUACGUGAACAAAGGGAGCAAUUCGAGUGUUGGAAAACAGCGGAAAGACAGAAGUUGGCGCACGAAAUCGAUCAAAUGCGUCAAAGUAUGACAGAGGCGAUUCGUGAACUGGAACGAGAUAAGCCAGAUAGAUUGGCAGUGCCUAUGGCGAUAACCGAGCAGCAACGGAGGGCAAGUUUCAACGAUGAAGUCACUGUGUGGAAGGAUCGCUAUCAUGAGAUGGAAAAGAUGUAUCGAGACAGCCAACGACAGGUAAGCGAGACUGUUCAAAAUAUCGAAUCGGCUUAUGCGAGAAGAUUCAAGCAGUUCGAAGAAAUGAUGCAAAAGCAUGAAGCAGCUGUGAAAUUGACCAAAGAUGAAAUGCUUCCAAAAAUUAUGGUAGUAGAAGAUAAAGCUCAAGCAACUGUCGAAGAUGAGCGGCUAACGCCACCUUUGGAGCCGUCUGUGUUGGUUGUUGAAGCACAUGAAGACAAGGAAGAAUCGGAUGUUGACGAAGUCAGAGAACUGGGAUCAUUAUCAGAUGAAACUAAAGAUUCAGAAAGUGACGAGGAACUUAAAUUGUUGGAAGAGGCUAAAGCAAAAUAUUUGACUAAAGAGAAGGAGAAGUUGAUUGUGCAACAAAAAGAAUCACCAAAGCAACAAGAAAAAGCACUAAUUUCUCCAAAGAAACAAAUAAUAAACACCUUUAAAAGCCGUUUGAAAGGUUUAGGUAUCGAUUCUAGAACGAAGUUGUUGCCCACUGAAGAUCUGCGUUCUGCGGCUAUCAUUCUGGCUGAACGACGAGAUGCAAACAAAAAGAAAAAUCGAAGUUUCUUUAUUACCAGAAACCAGCUUUCAACUAAGGUUGAUCAAAUCGCAAAAAGUAAAAUAAUUGGUCCACAGCAAAAGCAUGACGAUGUGCCAGUUAUUAAAAAACGAGAAACACCACAUCCAACAACUCAGGCAAUAACGAAAACGCGAUCUCCGUUGUCAAAAACUGGUCGAAAAUCGUCUGUCGAUAUUUUGCCUUCCAAAAUAAAGAUUCCCGCCAAUGAUUUUCUCGCACCUCCCGCACCCAAUACAAAUCUUUUCAAGGCUAAAUUUAUUCCAGUUACAACUUCGUCUGCGCCUUCUAUCGAUCAACCGCAAGUUCAACUAACCAGCGAUGAUUUGAUAACCGUCCAGGCAGAAAUCAACCAAAUACCAUCACCAGCUCUGCGUGAGACUAACUCUCCCAAACCUACAGCGAGAUCUUCUGUGCCCAGGCCAUCAGCCUCGGAAUAUGAUCAGCACCUACAGCGUCUGCUAGAAACACCAAUUAAACGGGUCACCAACCCACCACCAGAUCACAAACAGGCAGCACAGCUGGAAGGGUCGGAUUUGAGCGAUUUCCUAGAAACAAGCCCGCAACUACCAAAGCCAAUACCUAAGAAAAGAGUAAUAUUCAAUUUGGAAGGUAGAGAACAGGGACUGCCAUCUCCGGUAGCAGGUCCAGCAAUGUCAUCUACGGUCAUUAAAGUGUCCAGAGCAGAAGAAGAGUCCGACUGGAAUAUCAGCAGUUUUGAGGACGAAAAAUAGAUACAAUAUUUUGUAGCUUUUUCACAAAUAAUAAAACAAUAAUCUUAUAAUAGCGUCAAUUUACCCUCUAAACAUUC